This is a messenger RNA of Micromonas commoda, 651 nucleotides long. RefSeq lists its product with no specific name. Gene Ontology annotation, molecular function: lipid binding. The coding region runs from base 1 to 651 and encodes 216 amino acids. The transcript has a single exon. Gene Ontology annotation, cellular component: cilium. The record is from RefSeq and is a predicted model, not a curated record. Lineage: Eukaryota; Viridiplantae; Chlorophyta; Mamiellophyceae; Mamiellales; Mamiellaceae. Gene Ontology annotation, biological process: cilium assembly; lipoprotein transport.
AUGGGUUCCGACCAGGUCGCCGAGCGCUUGUCGAGCCUCACCGUCGGGGACUCGCCGGGAACUCCGGGGGUGUCAACUCUGCUUCACCAGCAGAGGCGGGAGCCGGUGCUCCCCGAGCAGGCGCUGCGACUGACGCGUCCCACCGACGGGUUCCUCUGUCCGCUCUCCGCGAACAAGUACAAGAUUGACUUCAGGGAGUUCGAGAUCAAGGACUACGACAGCGGCGAGUCGUUGUUUCACGUCAAGCGGGACCCCGAGGCUGCGCUACCCACCGUGCCCGAUGACAUCGAUCCCGCGAUGGAGGCGGCUGUGCGCACGGUGCGGUACACUUUUCCCACGUCGUUCCUGGGGCGGAAGACGAUUCGGACCGCGCUCGUGUUCUCGGUCGGUCCCGACCCGGUGCCCAACUUCCGGAUGAUCGAGCGGCACUACUUCAAGGAUGAGCUCGUGCGGUCGUACGACUUCAACUUUGGCUUUUGCAUCCCGAUGUCGGUCAACUCGUGGGAGGCCAUCUACGACAUGCCGGAGCUGACCAAGGAGCGAGAGGAGGAGAUCCUCGCGUCGCCGUUCGAGAUGCGAAGCGACAGCUUCUACUACGUCGGGGACACGCUGGUGAUGCACAACAAGGCGGAGUAUCAGUAUAAGGAUUAG